UUCUGUCAACACAGUACAUUAGUCUUCCAGCAGCUUUACCUUAACUAUAUAUCAAUCCAGAUGGAGAUCUCACUCAGGACGUACCAGGAGGAAGUGGUCCAGGCAGCUUUAAAAGGGAAGAACAGUAUCAUCUGGCUUCCCACAGGUGGAGGAAAGACUCGCGCUGCAGUCUAUGUGGCCAAGAGGCAUUUGGAAACUAAACCAAAUGCUAAAGUGGCUGUGCUCGUCAACAAGGUGCACCUGGUUGAUCAGCACAAUAGUAAAGAGUUUCAGCCCUACCUUGGUGACAUAGUAAAAAUUGCAGCCAUCAGUGGGGACAGUCUGGAGAAAGAUUUCUUUGGCUUGGUAGUCAGAGACUCAGAUCUGGUCAUCUGCACCGCUCAGAUCUUGGAGAAUGCCUUAAUAAGCAAAGAGGAGAGCAAGAAGGUGGAGCUCACGGAUUUUACAUUGCUGAUCAUCGAUGAGUGCCAUCACACUCAUAAGGAAGGCGUGUAUAAUAAGAUCAUGGCACGCUAUGUGAAUAUGAAGAUGAAAGGUCAGAGGAAUUUGCCUCAGAUCCUGGGCCUAACUGCCUCACCUGGGACUGGUGGAGCCAGAAGUCUGGAUGGAGCAGUGGACCACGUUCUUCAGAUCUGUGCGAACCUGGACUCUGUUAUUGUAUCCACUAAGAAUUACAUCCCAGAGCUGAAAAAUGUUGUUCCCAAACCCAAGAAGAGAUACGACAUUGUGAAUGAAAACCGUUUGGACCCAUUCGGUCGCCAUUUGAAGAGGAUGAUGAGCUUGAUCCAUGAGUACAUGUCAUCAGGGCAAACUCUGAGUCUGCGGGAGAUGGGCACACAGGAAUAUGAAGCUGAUGUGGUGGAACUGGAGAAGAUAGCUGUUGGGCAGGAGAACAGGCUGUUGGCGCAGUGUGCUCUUCACCUGAGAAAGUAUAACGAUGCUCUGCUCAUUACCGACACUGUGCGCAUGGAGGACGCUCUGAGGCUUCUGGGGGAAUUUUACAACACAGAGCAAAACAAUGCUCUGGACACAACCGACAUCUUUCUCUCAGGAAUCUUUCAAGAGAAUGUAGUGGAACUUUGGGAGCUGGCAUCAGAUCCAGAAAACGAGAACCCCAAGCUAGCACAGCUGCAGUGCACCCUGGUGGAGCAGUUCCAGGAUAAAAACUCACGUGGCAUCAUCUUUGUCAAAACUCGAGUGGGCACACACUGCCUGAACGACUGGGUGCAUACCAACCAGGAACUGCAACGUAACAACAUCCACGCUGCCGUGCUUGUUGGAGCAGGCACUGGUCCUAACCACAUGACGCAGAGAGAGCAAAAAGAUACUAUCCAGAAAUUCCGAGAUGGCACCCUCAACCUUCUCAUCUCCACCACCGUGGCUGAGGAAGGCCUUGACAUUCCAGAGUGCAAUGUGGUGAUCCGUUACGGGCUGCUGACCAACGAGAUUGCCCAACAGCAGGCCAGUGGGAGGGCUCGGGCCAAAGACAGCGUCUAUUCGGUGGUGGCAAAGGCAGGUGGCCGGGAGGAACGCAAGGAGAGGACCAAUGAAUACCUGGAGGAUUUGACAUCCAAAGCAAUUGACAAAGUUCAGAGCAUGGGGCCCAGAGAGUUUGACAUGAGGACCAAUGAUCUGCAGAAAGCUACAGUGGCAGUGCGGGCACUGGAGGCCAUGAAGAGAGAAGAAAAAAGGCUUCGUUUCAGCCCAAACGAAGUGCAGUUCCUCUGCCGCAGCUGUUUCACUCCUGUAGCACACGGAGACGACAUUAGGAUCGUGAAUGACACACAGCAUGUCAACAUCAACUCUGAGUUUAAGAGGUAUUAUAAGACUGGAGGACAGGUUUAUCUAGAACGGACGUUUGAAGAUUGGGAGCCUGGUCGCACCAUUAGCUGUGCUAAAUGUGGAAAGGAUUGGGGGUAUGAGAUCAAACUGAGAAAAACAAUAGUCCUGCCAUGUUUAAAAAUAAAGAGCUUCUCGCUGAAGACUGCAGAGGGAAGCCGCACAGUCAAACAGUGGAAGCAGGUGGAGUUCCAGGUGAAGGAGUUUGAAUUUGUUAAGUAUGUGUCUGAGAACUUCGACCUGGAGUGAGUUUCUGCACACAGCUAGACAGCAGGAACACUUCUGAUUAAACUCCACACAGCUUAUUAGGCCAAGACUUUUUAGUAUCUGGGAGGUUUUACUGUUUUAUUUAACCACUAGGUGUCGCUGUUGUGCAAUAGAUUUUGUUUAUUUUUAUUCCAUUGUUUUCUGCAGCAGAACUUAAAUCAACUUAUUAUCAGUUACCAUAGCUGCUAUAUUACUAAUAUAUUACAAUCCAUAAUGUUAACACACACAAUAUCCUCUGUUUACAUCAACUGUAUGUGAAUUAGCGCCUUAUUCUCCGUCCUGUCUGGAUUAUGUUACUGUGUUGCGUUCAGGGAAGCCAGACCUAAAGCAACUCUAAACUGGAUGAAUUAGUGGUAAAACUUGAAAAUAAAAUGAAAUAUAAUAAUAUGAACAAAUCAAAAAUGAUAAUAAUUUAAUGCAUUUUAGAUAUUAUUUAAAUAACAUGUAACUAGUAACAUGUUUACAUAGCACUUUCUCACUUUGAGUUUAACAUCUUUUUAAAUGUUUUACAUAGAACAGAUUUUAUAAUGUAUUUAUUAUUUUAAGAACAUUAAGGUAGAAAUCUACAAUCUGUAAUGAAUCCCCUAAAGUUUUUUGUACCUAAAACCAAAGUCUUUUUAAACACGUUUUUAGAGUUGUUAUUUUUGGAGUUGGUAUAUUUGUAUGUAAUAUUUUAGCUUUUUAAUAUUUAAAUUAUGUUUUAGAAUAAAAUAACAUGCAAUAAUCUAAAAAAUUUUAGGUUGAAAUUACCUGGGAUGGUACAGACAUGUACCAAAUUAUUUGGUAAGAUCUCAGCCCAAAGACUCAAACAAAUAAAUCAACAUUACUGUUGCCAGUGCAUGCUGAGAGUCAGGUUUAGUUCACUUUAAGCAGUGAACAAAUGUUAGGUCACUUGACAUGAACAUCUUGUGUAUAAUCAGCCAUAGACAUCCAACUUUUCUCUGCUUGGGUAAUCUUGUAAGGGUAUAAACAGAAAGUAAUAUGACUCAAAUACUUGGGCACAUGAAGCACCUGCAUGUGUUUUUUUAUUUAAGUACCUGCACGGCUACAGGUCUUGGCACUGUUGUUAUCACAUCUAUUGUUUGUGGGAAAGACAACAAAGCUAAUACACUUCUUCAUCCAGUAACAUAUUUAACCCAUUUUUCUCAUCAUGUAGACCUUUAGAACUGAACUAGUUUUGUGGGUAAUCUGACCAGAAGCUAGUUCAAGUCAAGCACCUUCCUGAGAGCCACCAAAAGUCCUAAAUCAGCUCUCAAAUGCUCAGCUAAAUGUGUGGAACAUAUUCUACCUUACCUGUAAACCACUUCAAUGAAAACAUGUACAUUGAGCACAGUAGUAUGUGGUUUGGGACGUAGCCAGUGUCUCUGGGGGGUUGAUAUGCUAAUGGAGCUUGGCACUUGAUUGCCUGAUGAAUUUUAAUUUAUGCUGAUGAAUGUGAAUUAAAAUGCUUGACAUUAUGAAAUGCUCCUGGUUUGUGACCUUGGGACAAACAUGCCGACCAACUCUGUUCAUGGACCAAACAUGGGUAUCACCCAAAACGACCCUUCCUGAAUGCUUUGAUGAAAGAUACUGCUCUUGAUGUGACUUUUAUCCUUUUUGUCUGUUUGUAUGUUUCUUUAAUGAUGAAAUAUAUUUGACAUGUUAUUAAAAAUGAUUACUUUACUGUAAAAGGUGUAUUUGUAUCUCAAUAAAUCAAUGA
Messenger RNA from Trichomycterus rosablanca, 3805 nucleotides. RefSeq names its product DEXH (Asp-Glu-X-His) box polypeptide 58 (gene dhx58). Bases 61 to 2088 code for a protein of 675 amino acids. Gene Ontology annotation, molecular function: zinc ion binding; hydrolase activity; ATP binding. The transcript has 12 exons. Gene Ontology annotation, cellular component: cytoplasm. NCBI's taxonomy places the organism in Eukaryota, Metazoa, Chordata, Actinopteri, Siluriformes, Trichomycteridae. The record is from RefSeq and is a predicted model, not a curated record. Gene Ontology annotation, biological process: cytoplasmic pattern recognition receptor signaling pathway; antiviral innate immune response; negative regulation of RIG-I signaling pathway.